AUGGGAAAGAGAUCAGUCAAUAGGGUUAUUGAGGAGGAAAUAGAAACCGAGGCGAAUCCGAUGGAGCAGCAAAAAAUUCAGUGUCUUGACUGCGAAUGUUUCGGUGUUUUAAGACGAAAAGGGAGUGAAUGUGUGGCCGACGAUGUCAUCACCAACAACUUCAACCUCACGGACGUCAAAUUCUUCUUCGCAAACAUCAAUAAUAUCAACCUCAUGGACGGCAACAUCGACAACGCCAACAUCGACUUUGUCAACAUCGAAAACGUCAACUUUGCUUAA
Messenger RNA from Oikopleura dioica, 279 nucleotides. NCBI's taxonomy places the organism in Eukaryota, Metazoa, Chordata, Appendicularia, Copelata, Oikopleuridae. The record is from the annotation of a GenBank genome assembly.